UAAUCCCGGUGUCUCAAUCUUCAACCCUGCAAUUCAUCAAGCCUCGUCACUACAGCCCGCCUCCCUUGAUAUGAACGACGCAGGAGCAAUGUCCAGGUAUCUUUUCUUACACACUUAGUUGUGCAGCGUUGUGGCUGUGGUCAUUUGCCAGCAGAAGGACCUUUAUCACAUUCCGUGAGACGGUCGUCUCCAAACCGCCAGGAUGGUGAACAUUACGGAAAAAAUCAAGGAGAUCGAGGCCGAGAUGGCCCGAACUCAAAAAAACAAAGCCACAGAGUACCAUCUGGGCCUGCUGAAAGGGAAACUCGCUCGACUUCGAGCACAACUUCUCGAGCCUGGUCCAGGAGCUGGAUCUGGCGGUGGCGCCGGCUUCGAUGUGUCGAAGUCCGGUGACGCCCGAAUCGCCCUUGUCGGAUUUCCCUCUGUCGGUAAAUCGACGUUCUUGUCGAAAAUCACAAAAACCAAAUCAGAAGUAGCAGCAUACUCAUUUACAACACUGACAGCCAUUCCCGGCGUCCUCGAAUAUGGUGGUGCAGAAAUACAAAUCCUAGAUCUUCCAGGUAUUAUCGAAGGCGCGUCAGAAGGCAAGGGAAGAGGGCGACAAGUCAUCAGUGCCGCCAAGACCUCCGAUCUGAUCCUGAUGAUCCUCGACGCUACGAAACGUGCCGAACAACGCGCUCUCCUGGAAGCCGAACUAGAAGCUGUGGGUAUACGACUCAACCGUGAACCGCCCAAUAUCUACCUCAAGCCCAAGAAGGCGGGCGGCAUGAAAAUCACAUUCCAGGCACCACCAAAAUAUCUGGACGAGAAGAUGUUGUACAACAUCCUGCGCGACUACAAAAUGCUAAACGUCGAAGUUCUGGUGCGCGACGAGAACGCCACGGUGGACGACUUCAUCGAUGUCAUCAUGAAAGACCAUCGCAAAUACAUCCGGUGCCUGUACGUGUACAACAAGAUCGACAGUGUGACGGUCGAUUUCCUAAACGAACUUGCCCGCGAACCCAAUACGGUCGUCAUGUCGUGCGAGUUGGACUUGGGCAUUGAUGACGUGGUCGAGCGGUGCUGGACGGAGUUGCGGCUCAUGCGCAUCUACACGAAACGACAGGGCAUAGAGCCCGAGUUCCACGAAGCCUUGAUCGUGCGGAGUAAUAGCUCGAUCGAGGAUGUGUGCGACCAGAUCCAUCGCACAUUGAAGGAGACGUUCAAAUAUGCUCUUGUCUGGGGCGCGAGUGCCAAACAUAUCCCGCAGAGGGUUGGGCUGGGGCAUGUCGUUGCAGACGAGGAUGUGGUGCAAGUAGUGAGUGCGUGGAAGGCAUGAAUAGCAAUGACAAACAGGAAGUACGAUACCCAGGAUAACAUA
Molecule: messenger RNA, 1360 nt
Organism: Exophiala viscosa
Lineage: Eukaryota; Fungi; Ascomycota; Eurotiomycetes; Chaetothyriales; Herpotrichiellaceae
Product: P-loop containing nucleoside triphosphate hydrolase protein
Exons: 6
Coding region: 203-1318 (371 amino acids)
Biological process (GO): cytoplasmic translation
Cellular component (GO): cytoplasm
Molecular function (GO): GTPase activity; GTP binding
Source: RefSeq, a predicted model, not a curated record